Vicia villosa (hairy vetch) is the source of this 1778-nucleotide messenger RNA. Its product is annotated as pyruvate dehydrogenase E1 component subunit alpha, mitochondrial-like. Gene Ontology annotation, molecular function: pyruvate dehydrogenase (acetyl-transferring) activity. Gene Ontology annotation, cellular component: intracellular membrane-bounded organelle. Bases 226 to 1413 code for a protein of 395 amino acids. Lineage: Eukaryota; Viridiplantae; Streptophyta; Magnoliopsida; Fabales; Fabaceae. The record is from RefSeq and is a predicted model, not a curated record. Gene Ontology annotation, biological process: pyruvate decarboxylation to acetyl-CoA. The transcript is spliced from 8 exons.
AAAAAAAAAAAAUUAAAAAACACAAUACCCCUGAUUUGUGCCACCAACUAUUCCCUACUCCUUACUCUUUCCAUGUAUAGCUAAAAACCACCACUUACUGAAAUACCCCAAAUUUGACCCUUCCUUAUUCCCACUCCACUCACCUAACCCCAUCAUUCCCAUCUUCUCCUCUUCUAAUAACCAGACUUUCCCAAAUUCUUCUCAUUCUCUUCACAACAGAUCCAAAUGGCUCUCUCACGUUUCGCUUCAUCUCACUUCGGAUCCAACUUCCUCAAACCCGCUUCACUCCUCUUAUCCUCCCAAAUCCGCCGUUCCAUUUCCUCCUCCAACGAAACCCUAACUAUCGAAACCUCCAUCCCCUUCACCUCCCACAACUGCGAAGCGCCGUCGCGCUCCGUUGAAACCUCCGCAUCAGAGCUCAUGUCGUUCUUCAACGACAUGGUCCUGAUGCGGCGGAUGGAGAUCGCGGCAGAUUCGCUCUACAAAGCGAAACUAAUCCGCGGAUUCUGUCAUUUAUAUGACGGACAGGAGGCCGUUGCGGUGGGGAUGGAGGCUGCGAUUAAUUCGAAGGACUGUGUGAUUACUGCUUAUAGAGAUCAUUGUACCUUUCUGAGCCGGGGUGGGACGUUGUUUGAGAUUUUUUCAGAGCUUAUGGGACGGAGCGGGGGGUGUUCGAAGGGGAAGGGGGGGUCGAUGCAUUUUUAUAGGAAGGUUGGAGGGUUUUACGGUGGACAUGGGAUUGUUGGGGCUCAGGUUCCGCUUGGAGUUGGGUUGGCUUUUGGGCAGAAGUAUUGUAAGGAUCCAAAUGUGACUUUUUCUUUGUAUGGGGAUGGGGCUGCUAAUCAGGGGCAGUUGUUUGAGGCGCUUAAUAUUGCGGCUCUUUGGGAUCUUCCUGCGAUUUUGGUUUGUGAGAAUAAUCAUUAUGGAAUGGGAACUGCUGAGUGGAGAUCUGCUAAGAGUCCUGCUUAUUACAAGCGUGGGGAUUAUGCUCCUGGAUUGAAGGUAGAUGGCAUGGAUGUUCUUGCAGUAAAGCAAGCUUGCAAGUUUGCAAAAGAACAUGCUUUGAAGAGUGGCCCCAUUAUUCUUGAAAUGGACACAUACAGAUACCAUGGCCACUCCAUGUCUGAUCCUGGCAGUACCUACCGCACACGUGAUGAAAUUAGCGGUGUUAGACAGGAGCGUGAUCCAAUUGAGAGAGUUAGAAAGCUGGUAUUGGCUCACGAUAUUUCUACUGAAAAGGAACUAAAGGACAUUGAAAAGGAAGCCAGAAAACAAGUUGACGAAGCCAUUACCAAAGCAAAGGAAAGUGACAUGCCAGACCCAUCUGAUCUAUUUACCAAUGUAUAUGUUAAAGGCUUAGGAGUUGAGGCAUAUGGUGCUGACAGGAAAGAACUAAAAGCUACUUUGCCAUAAUGGGUAUUUUUAUCCUUUGAAUGUCUUCUCCCCUGGUAACGGACCAAUCAAAAUAACAAAGAAUAAGAGGUUCUUCAGCAGCAGCAGAUCAUCUCUCUGCCUAUUGGUGAAGGUUUUCCUAAUUGUAUACAAAAUUGAUUCUUGAGUAAGCAAUGUGGCGGCCUAAACAUUUAACAUCCAGUUUGGAGGGGACCCAUAUUUUAAUUGAUUAUAUGUGCAACUGGUGUGAUGCAAAUUGGAAAAGCUCAUUGUGCUUAAACUUCUUUUGAAUGUGUUCAACAAUUGAUGGAAAGAUGUUCCAUUAUUUUUUUAUGCACUCUCAUUGUGUUUCAAUUAUAAUUAUCAACUUUUUUGGGUAUUAAGAA